GGAUUACGUUUUUUCAUAAAGGUAUUUUGGUUUCAUAUAGUGGAAUUCCUACACCUCAAUGAAAAAAAUGUAAUCGUAAGACAAUUUUCUUUCUCUAAAACAUAUAAUAUGUAAAGAAAAGGAAAGUGACAGAAGUGGUUAAAACUUAAAAACUAUAUAAGUGUGUCAAAUGAAACAUCAUAUAGUUCAUUUUCUUUUUUAAGGAGAAAAAUAGAGAGGGUCUUAAGAGUUAAUUUUCAAAACAAAAAAAAAUGUCAACUGAUAAUAAUAAUAAUAAUAAUAAUAAUAAUAAGUCCUCAGCUCAAAUGCUCAAACAAGCAAAACCAUUUGUGGCUUUGAUUCUGCAGCAAUUUGGGUAUGCAGGAAUGUCAAUAAUCUCUAAAGCUGCUCUAAACCAAGGGAUGAGCCAACAUGUUUUAGUAGUGUAUAGACAUAUUAUAGCAGCUGUUAUAACUGCACCUUUUGCAAUCGUGUUAGAGAGGAAAACAAGGCCCAAGAUGACUUUCUCUAUCUUUUUCAAGAUUAUGUUGCUGGCCUUCUUGGAGCCUGUACUCGACCAGAAUUUGUACUACACUGGGAUGAAGUACACAACAGCAACUUUUGCAACUGCCAUGUGCAAUGUUCUUCCUGCAUUUGCAUUUAUAAUGGCUUGGAUUUGUAGGCUUGAGAAGGUUAAUAUUAAAAAAGUACAUAGCCAAGCAAAGAUAAUGGGAACCAUAGUAGCUGUUGGGGGAGCAAUGUUCAUGACCAUGUAUAAUGGACCAGUGUUGAAUUUACCAUGGGCAAAACAAGCUAACCAUCUUCAUCAUUCUGUAAAUGCUGCAAAUAAUCAAAACUCUGUUAAAGGUGCUCUAAUGAUUAUAGCAGGAUGUGUAUGUUGGUCUAGUUUCAUAAUACUACAAGCAAUCACACUGAAGUCAUACCCUGCUGAGCUUUCCCUAACAUCUCUAAUGUGCUUGAUGGGAGCAGGGCAAGGCACAUUUGUGGCCUUAGGAAUGGAAUGGGGCAACCCUGCAGCCUGGUCUUUAAGAUCACAAUCCAUGAUAUUAGCAUCACUUUACAGUGGUGUAUUUCGUUCUGGUUUUGCUUACUAUAUUCAAGGAUUAGUCAUGAUUCAAAAGGGACCUGUUUUUGUGACUGCUUUUAAUCCUGUUGGUCUUGUAAUUGUUGCAAUAUUGAGCUCUUUCAUUUUGUCAGAGCUAAUGUACUUGGGAAGGGUUAUUGGAGCUGUUAUUAUUGUAGUGGGCCUUUACAUGGUUCUGUGGGGUAAGAGCAAGGAUAAGCCUCCAUCUGAAAUCACUGAAAAAGAUUUACCAACAACAACAACAACAACAGAUGAACAAAUAAUUGUGAAAAUCGAAACUACAAAGACUAGAAAUCAAGAACUUUCUGUUGUGGCCACUGAUGACACAACAAAAAAAUCAGGAGAAGAAGUUGUCUGAAGGAACAAAAGAUAGAAUUGUUAAUUUGAUUUAAAAUUUGAGUUUCUAGCUUUUAUAGUCAUAGACCAGUACUUUUUUUUUUAUUAAAUGUUGUUCGGAGAUUAUAACAAUGUCUCAAAUUUUAAGUGGUUUAGUUUAGAGAAGCUAGUUCAAUUCAAGCAAAGCCAUUUUAGAAAUAAACAAAUGCUCAUUGGACUCUUUCUUCAUUGAUAAUAAAAGAUGUACAUAAGUUAUUUCACCUUGUCACAGUUCUAGAAUCAACAAUUGAGAAGAAAAAUAGUAACUUUUUUGUUA
Molecule: messenger RNA, 1736 nt
Organism: Cannabis sativa
Lineage: Eukaryota; Viridiplantae; Streptophyta; Magnoliopsida; Rosales; Cannabaceae
Product: WAT1-related protein At2g39510
Exons: 7
Coding region: 252-1442 (396 amino acids)
Cellular component (GO): plasma membrane
Molecular function (GO): transmembrane transporter activity
Source: RefSeq, a predicted model, not a curated record